This is a messenger RNA of Coregonus clupeaformis (lake whitefish), 1510 nucleotides long. RefSeq names its product CD40 molecule, TNF receptor superfamily member 5 (gene cd40). The record is from RefSeq and is a predicted model, not a curated record. Gene Ontology annotation, molecular function: CD154 receptor binding; transmembrane signaling receptor activity; antigen binding. Lineage: Eukaryota; Metazoa; Chordata; Actinopteri; Salmoniformes; Salmonidae. Bases 98 to 1045 code for a protein of 315 amino acids. The transcript has 9 exons. Gene Ontology annotation, biological process: TRIF-dependent toll-like receptor signaling pathway; positive regulation of B cell proliferation; cellular response to tumor necrosis factor. Gene Ontology annotation, cellular component: CD40 receptor complex; membrane; external side of plasma membrane.
GGGAAGGCUUUCACAGUAGCCUAUCUGCUGAGUGGGAGAGAAGCAGAGGAGAGGAGUUGCAAAAAUACUUGGUUGUUUUAAUACGAAAAGGAUCGAAAUGGUUCUUCUGCUUUUAUGUAUGCUCUCGGUUUUGUCCGUGGUUUCCUCAUGUGAUCCAGAAACACAGUAUUUGAAGAAUAGUGAGUGUUGCAAUAUGUGUGGGCCAGGCACCAAGAUGUUAUCCAGCCAUAGUGGUUGUCUUGAUCCACAUUGUAUGCCAUGCCAAGAGGGUGAAUACCAGAAUGCAUUCACAGAGAAGACCCUCUGUAAACUGCAACCAUACUGCGACCCAAAUAAAAACUUUGAGCACAGUACCAAUAGGAACAAGACAAGCCUCAGCCCAUGCAAAUGUAAGACUGGAUACCACUGUUCCAGUGAAGAGUGCCUGACAUGUUUUCCACAUACUAAAUGCAGACCUGGAGAAGAGGUCAUUUCCAAAGGUAACCCCAUACAUGACACAGUGUGUCAGGCCUGUCCUUUAAACAUGUUCUCCAGUCACAGCUCUGCAGAGAGCAUGUGCAAGCUAUGGACAGUUUGUGAGUCUGGAUUCAACACUAAAGCCCAAGGGACAGCCACCUCAGACACGGUCUGUGUGCCAGGAUCCAUUUCCUCUGGAGCAAUAGCAGCAAUUGUAAUUGUCCUAGCUGCUUUGGUGGUUUUGGGCAUUGUCGUGUGGAAAUUUAAAGGUGAACUCGGAGAGGCCUUCAAGAAAGGAAAUGAAUCCUGUAUGGAUUUUAAUCUUAAGAGGGGAACUAAGAGGGCUACAGCAGAUGGAAAUGCAGAAGAGGGAAACGCGGAAGGACCUGAAGAGGGGAUGGAACAACUUCAACCUAUGAUCCAAGUUGAGCCACCAUCAACACAAUCCCCACAAUUACCAUUUUCUCAAAUACCAGAGGAGAGUGAAAUCGGGUCUUAUGCCGAAGCUAACGACAUGACAGAAAAUGGACAUUUGGUGGCGCAGGAGGAGGGUAAAGCACACCAUACUUCUGUUCCACAAGAUUACUAGUGACUUUUGUAUACGGCUUUAGAUCACAUGACCACCUGGCUUCACCUAUUGCUUAACAUGAUAAACAACAGCCAGGUUGAGCAUUAAUACAGUAGCAGUGUGUUGGAAAAUCACUGGGGAAGCCAAGACAGUAAAAAAGUCAUAUUACAACCUAUGUUGUGAUAAUUGCGUUGUUUGCUCUAUAACCCAUUUGUUCAUACACCACCAUGAUAUACAGUAAGGCUGUGACAACAAAAAGACAAGUCACACAGUGGUGGAAUAAAUUCCAUUGCACAUACAUUUGUUUAAUCACAAAACCGGAGUGCAACAUCUGUCCAAUGAGGUCCACAAUGAAAAAAUUGCACAUAACAAAGUUAUGUAUGUGCAAUGUUAAUGUUUUCGACAGUUUAGUAAACAACUACUGAUUUAGAACCACGGAAUUACCACAAGUCAGCACAAAGACAACAGGAGCACUGCCUCCUCUGU